AUGGAAGUUGCGGCGGCCAAAGCGUUGAAACCGAGCUUGCGGACAGAGUUCGUUUUCCCGCAAGCAAUCUGCGACGAGAUUUUGUGUUUCAACGCGAACAACAUUGUCGUCGCCGAGGAUUUCUCUGUCGACGACCUUCUUGACUUUUCUAACGGCGAAUUCCAACUUGGAAAGGAAUUCGAUGUCUACGAGGAAGAGGACGACGAGGAAAAAGACAGCACAUCCGGUUCCUCGCAGGACCGAACCGAAGACGACAGCAAUUCCAAUUCCACAGCCGCUGGUGGCGGCGGGGACUCCGACUCGGUCUUCGCCGGCGAAUUGUUGGUUCCGGCGGAUGAUGUGGCGGACCUGGAGUGGGUUUCUCACUUUGUAGACGAUUCUCUCCCUGAGCUAUCUCUAUUGUACCCAGUUCGUUCCGAACAAACAAGUGUAUGGGCCGAACCGGAACCUAUACUGGGCCGGGCCCAAACCGCUUCAGCGACCCCCAGAAGGCGGAGAACCGGAAAGAGUAGAAAGCCCAACGCUCGUGUAUUGUCUUUUACGGUGUCGCCGCCGUCUUUGUGUUCUUCGGUUUUAUCUGGCUCCGUUGAGUUUAACGAGCCGGCAGUUAAAAAGCAGAGGAAAAAGGCCGAGGCCCAAAGUGGGGCCCAGUUUCUGCGACGGUGCAGCCACUGCAUGGUGCAGAAAACGCCGCAGUGGAGGACCGGCCCACUGGGGCCCAAAACACUCUGCAACGCUUGUGGGGUUCGGUUCAAGUCAGGUCGGCUUUUCCCAGAGUAUAGACCGGCCUGUAGCCCAACUUUCUCCGGCGAUAUUCACUCAAAUAGCCAUCGUAAGGUGUUGGAAAUGAGGCGGAGAAAGGAGAUCCCCGAACCGGAAACCGGUUCAGACCGGACUCAAAUGGUCCCAAGUUGUUGA
Molecule: messenger RNA, 918 nt
Organism: Sphenostylis stenocarpa
Lineage: Eukaryota; Viridiplantae; Streptophyta; Magnoliopsida; Fabales; Fabaceae
Source: the annotation of a GenBank genome assembly